AUGAGCUGGAGACAAGUUGAUUGUAAGGCUCAAUUUUACUGUCUUGAAAAUCACAUUGUAGCAAAGCGUACUAAUCGACGCAAAGGCCACAUCAACAACCUGUACAAUACCACAUUUUGGAGCAUGGUGCUAAAGGGUGGGAUGAGAAACCAGGAUGCAGAGCAAGAAUUGAAGGUAAAAUAUACUGACUAUUCGCUCAAUCUUUUGUUCAACCUUUAUGGUUCGGAGUUCUUAAUGCUGAACGUACAUCAACAGGGGACUGUAUCAUCCGAUAAAAAUGAGAUCCUUUUUUCGAGGUAUGGGAUCAACUAUAACAACGAACCCGAAAUAUUCAAGAGGGGAGCGUUUUGUUCCGAGAUGUGA
Messenger RNA from Trichophyton rubrum CBS 118892, 363 nucleotides. RefSeq lists its product as uncharacterized. Lineage: Eukaryota; Fungi; Ascomycota; Eurotiomycetes; Onygenales; Arthrodermataceae. The record is from RefSeq and is a predicted model, not a curated record. Gene Ontology annotation, molecular function: magnesium ion binding; tRNA guanylyltransferase activity. Gene Ontology annotation, biological process: tRNA modification. Bases 1 to 363 code for a protein of 120 amino acids. The transcript has a single exon.